Messenger RNA from Fusarium keratoplasticum, 1965 nucleotides. Its product is annotated as Zn(2)-C6 fungal-type domain-containing protein. The coding region runs from base 1 to 1965 and encodes 654 amino acids. Gene Ontology annotation, biological process: regulation of DNA-templated transcription; DNA-templated transcription. The transcript has 8 exons. The record is from RefSeq and is a predicted model, not a curated record. Gene Ontology annotation, molecular function: DNA binding; zinc ion binding; DNA-binding transcription factor activity, RNA polymerase II-specific. NCBI's taxonomy places the organism in Eukaryota, Fungi, Ascomycota, Sordariomycetes, Hypocreales, Nectriaceae.
AUGGACUACGAAACGCCCUCUCCUCAGCAGAACGGAGCGGGGAAACGAGGGAAGCCUAGUAAGGCGUGCGUUCCCUGUCGCGCACGCAAGAUCAAGUGCGACGCUGCUGUGACUGGACUGCCCUGCAGCAGCUGUGUCAGCCGACAGUGCGCCCCGAAUUGUGUCUUGUCGGCGCGCAAACCCCGAAGACGGAUUGUACGCACAGUUGCCGUCGAAAAGGAGUCCAGAGCACCACGACCUGACGAACGUACUCCAGAGCACGCAAUAAACAGCGCUCAAACAACACGUACAGAGGCAUCGAAUCAGGUAACCCUACCUCAGACAUCUCCUCUGGAUCACAAUAGCUCUACCCCUCGGGAUCACCAGUCUCGGCCUGACCUACAUUACCUCAAUAUUUUGCACGACGCCAUCACCGACUCGCCAACAAGUCCACAGCACGCCAGCAACGAUACUCCCGGCAGCCGACCUGAUGAUGACCUCAUCCCUCGGAUCCGGCUCUGGAAUAAGCCACCGGAACUAGAUGAGGUGGACAACGAGUUUCUUACUAAAAAGGGAGUUUUUGACUUGCCUGCUCGAUGCUAUAUGGACAUGCUUGUUAGGACGUAUUUUCAUCAAGCCUGCUCUUGCAGUCCCGUCAUCGAAAGAGUGGAGUUUCUCAGAAGCUAUCAGUCGGGGGCCUGCUCCUUGUUUAUACUCUACGCCAUCUUUGCAGCCGCAACUCUCUUUGCGCCACCGGAAGCCAUAUCCGGCUGUGGAUUCACUCACCGUUCGGCUGCUCAAGAAUCAUUCUUCUUAAAGGCAAAUCUGCUUUACGACUUUCAGUAUGAAAAAGAUACCCUGCGCAUGUUGCAGGGUUCACUCAUCUUGGGUGUCAUCAUUCUUGACCAUCCAACAGAUAGAGACUUUCAGUAUUGGUUCCAUAACUCGAUCCGCCUUGCAGUCAAGCUUGAUAUACAUAAUACGUGUGCUAGAGGAGACGCAUCUUUCAGACAGUUGAAGCUUUACAGGCGGAUCUGGUGGGUUCUUUACAUUCGUGAUGUCUUUCAUUCGUUCGUCAACACACAGAAUCUUCGACUCCUUGAGAGUGUUCCCCUGUUAAAACUCCUCAACAAAGAUGACUGGGAAAUCGACGACAUACAUGAAGAAUCCGACUUGUGGUCACCGAUAUCCCACCAGCAAAAGACUUCGCUAAUUGCCCACUGCGAACUGGCCCAAAUUUUUGGAAAUUGCUUGUCUACAGUCAAGAAUGGGUCUCAUCAAGGGUCUCAUCAAGAUGUACGCCAACUGAUGCGUCCACUGGAUGUUUGGCGUACGUCCCUCGCUAAGAAGAUGGGUAUUACCGACCCUUUUCAUGAUAGCGAGAUAUACUACCCAGAGACCCUCGCAAUAAGCUACAGGUUUGAAGCCAUCAUGUGUCGCCUACUUCGUCGCUGCUGGCGUUCGCGAAAUGUGAGUGGAAGUGAGUGGGCGAAGCAGAGACUUCGGUCAGCCAUCUUUGAGCUUGACACCAUCGCCAAGAGAGUCUUGGCGAAUGGAACUAUCCAGAAGUUCCCAUUGACUUUUGUCAGUACAAUGCCGGCUCUCCUGGCACUUCAUAUCGAAACAGCACUUGAUCCGUCAGAGACAGAUCUUGUCCGCUCAAUGGCCAAACUGUCAAUUAACCAGACAAUGCUGGUUCUUGACCAAAUCAAGGAUGUUCCUGCAAUAUCACGAGCCCUUCCGGCCUUUGAGAUGGUGCUCUCUAGGAAGAACCUUUACUCGACUCCAUCAAGUCAUUCUGAGUCCAUGCAGUCACCCUCAGCCCAGGAUCGCCCGAACCAAUCGUCUGCGUUAUUGCACGCGCAUACUGGCAUAGACUCGCACCUCGGUUUGGGGGAGCAUCUUUCUCCUCAUGGCGACUUUUUGGGAUUAGAUUUCUUGGAUCGGUGGGAGAUGGAGGAGUUGGACUUUACAGGCAUCUACUGA